Molecule: messenger RNA, 1230 nt
Organism: Podarcis lilfordi (Lilford's wall lizard)
Lineage: Eukaryota; Metazoa; Chordata; Lepidosauria; Squamata; Lacertidae
Source: the annotation of a GenBank genome assembly
GCAUCUCUUGUUUUUUCUCCGCAGGGAAAGUUUUGUGGAGCAGAGAAGAGUCUUUGGCUGAAGUGGUCAGCUUGCAGAUGGUGGAUCUUCCCCUGACAGGCGCGCAGGCAGAGCUGGAGGGUGAAUUUGGGAAGAAAGCAGGUAAAGCCACAGGUGGUGUUUCUUUCCCUUCCCAGGCCUGUCAAAACUCACAAGACCCUCCUGGUCAACAAGGCUGCUUGGUAGUGUUGCACAGGUGGAUUGCAAUUUAUUAUUCACCCUUGACCCUAAAGGUAACAACAGUUAAAACACAACAUUAAGAACAACCUUUAAAAAGAUAAAAUUACAAAAACAAGGUAGGUCCUAAAAUAUUCAUCUCAUGUGUCAAAAGCUGGGGUGGGGGUGGUGUAAAGAGGCGCAUCUUCAGCAUUCUCCAAAAGCUGUGUAAUGAAGGGGCCAAAAUCAUCUCUGUAGGGAAGGUUCCACAACUUAGUUGUUACAGCUCUGAUACUGUGGCUUUUGUUCUUACUCCAGUGAGUACAUUUCAAAUAUUUUCUGCUUUGUCUUUUUUGCUGUCAUGGAACCAGCAAUUCAAGGUAAUUCUCCAGUUGUCUUUUUCACUUGCUUUUCUUGACAAUCUUGCUUUAGAAAGGGGUGUGUGUGUGUGUGUGUGUGUGUGAGAGAGAGAGAGAGAGAGAGAGAGAUCUGUGUCAGUCUAUGGGGCUCUAUCUGUCUUCCAUGAGCUUCCUUGGUCCUGUUGAGUUGUGCUUGCUGUCUGGACCACACGGCUCCACAAACAUGCUCUCCUGCUCGCCAGCAGUGAGGAACUUUGUCCCCUGUCCAAGAUCGCCUGUCCUUCUCUCAAGCUUGGAAGAGGAUGAGGGAUUUCACACAGCUUCAAGCUUUCUUUAUUAGAGAGGCUCAGAAAUGUCAGCCAAGUUAAGAAUAUGAGAAAGCAAGAGCAAUGCUGAAUCGGUGCAGUGGCUCGUCUGGUCAUGCUACAGGCUCUUCCCUCUAUAUUAACCUCUGCUUAAUUUUUGGGUGUGACACGUUCUCUCUCUCCCUUUCCAGAUGGUCUGCUGGGCAUGUUCCUGAAGCGCCUGUCCUCUCAGCUCAUCCUCCUCCAGGCCUGGACCGCUCACCUUUGGAAGAUGUUUUACGACGCCCGCAAGCCCCGCAGCCAGAUCAAGAACGAAGUCAACAUUGACAACUUGGCCCGGGAUGAGUUUAACCUGCAGAAGAUGAUUGUGG